This is a messenger RNA of Debaryomyces fabryi, 1011 nucleotides long. It is a transcript of the gene NIT2, whose product is annotated as putative hydrolase. The transcript has a single exon. NCBI's taxonomy places the organism in Eukaryota, Fungi, Ascomycota, Pichiomycetes, Serinales, Debaryomycetaceae. The coding region runs from base 1 to 1011 and encodes 336 amino acids. Gene Ontology annotation, molecular function: hydrolase activity, acting on carbon-nitrogen (but not peptide) bonds, in linear amides. The record is from RefSeq and is a predicted model, not a curated record.
AUGAAAAUUACCUUAUCAGUUACUACUUCUUCAGGUGGUGAGAAAAUUAAUUUACAAAUAAUAGAACCAGUGAUGUCAAAUACGGUUAGAGUUGCAUGUGGGCAAUUAUGCUCAUCGUCUAACUUGCUGUCGAAUGCAAAUAUUGUCAAAAAGUUGAUCCGCAAGGCAGUGACGGCCAAGGCGAAGGUGUUAUUCUUACCAGAAGCAACCGAUUACAUAGCCAAAGAUGCUACCCAGUCGAUGCAAUUAGCACAGACGAGUCACGAAAGCUUCAUAUCAAUCUUACAGAAGGAAUUGAGGGACUUGUAUGCGGAUAAUGGUGCUGGUCUAUAUGUUGCGGUGGGGGUCCACGAGCCUUCAAGCAGUAUAGGGGUCAAUGCUAAGGAAAAUUUGAAGAAGGUGCUGAAUAAUCAACUUUGGAUUGAUAACAAAGGGGAAAUAUUACACAGGUACCAAAAGUUGCAUCUUUUUGAUAUCAAUAUUGAAAAUGGGCCGAUUUUGAAGGAAUCUAAUUCGGUAGAACCGGGAAACAGUGUUUUAAAGCCAUUUCCAAUCAAUAGCACAAGUUUAUCUGAGUUCAUAAUAGGGUUUGCCACAUGUUACGAUAUUAGAUUUCCCGAAUUGGGUUUACGGUUAAGGCGUUUAGGGGCAAAUAUCAUUACGUAUCCGUCAGCUUUCACUACAAAGACAGGCCAAGCCCAUUGGGAACUAUUAGGCAGGGCUAGAGCAGUAGACACCCAAUGUUACGUGGUGAUGGCUGCGCAAUGCGGUGAACACAACACGGAGGGUGAUAAAAAACGGAUCAGCUACGGUAACUCAAUUAUCAUCGAUCCUUGGGGCAAUAAAAUAAGUGAAUGCCGCAAGUACGACGAUGAAUUGAGCUUGGAUGCCGAUGGCGAUUACUACGAAAUGUGUGUGGCUGAUCUAGACAUCGAUAUCGUAAAAAAGACUAGAAGGGAUAUGCCAUUGAUGACCCAUAGAAGGCCUGAUGUAUUUGGAUAUGAGGUAUAG